AUGACAUGAUCCCGGCCAGAUGAUUAAAAUUUUGUUCAUCGUUAAUGAUGUACCAAAACAUGUGGAAAACGAAAGACGAGGCAUGGCUACCAAUGUCCAUCGAUCAAGCGAGACAACACGAUCAACUUUUAUCCGUCAAAAGAACAGCAAAUUCUAUCAUCAAACCAAAAAAGGACUUCGAUCGGGACAUGGACCGAACCGUCGUUCUCCGAUCAAUUCCCACGUUCUUAAUCAUUUUUUAUCUGACAGAGAAAGGGCCGGCCGCAUUCUUAAUUAUCUGCGUCUCCUUAGUCCUUAACCAUACUAAUUUCAUCACCAACUCACAUCACUAGCUAGCAUACUCACAAUAUAUUGCCGCCAUGGAUGAGCCUAACAAGCAACGACAAGCUCCUCCUGCUAGUCUAUACUCUAUAGCGAGUUAGUGACAUACUAGUAGCAACGUAGCGAGAUAAGCAAGCAGGAAUCAAUGGCAGCCUCCGAUCAGGAGAGCAACGGCAGCGGCAGCGGCAGCGGGCGGCGGAGGUCAUCGACGCCGCUGGCGUUCGACGAGGUCCGGUGGGUGGUGCAGAUCCGGGAAUCCCUUCAGGAGGUCGACGCCGACGACGAGGACGACACGGGCAUCCCGGUCUCCAUCUUCAACGUGCCGAAGCAGCUUCAGGUGCACAAGCCCGAAGCCUACGUGCCCCAGCUCAUCGCGCUGGGGCCCUACCACCAUUGGCGGCCGGAGCUGUACGAGAUGGAGCGCUACAAGCUGGCCUCGGCGCGCCGCCUGCAGCGCCGCCUCUGCAGCACGACGCCGGGGGGACGUGGGCCGCUCAAGCUGGACGCGCUCGUGGCCCAGUUCGCGGCCCGCCUGGAGCGCAAGAUCCGGGCCCACUACCACCGCUACCUCGACCUCAGCGGCGAGACCCUCUCCUGGAUGAUGGCCGUCGACGGCGCGUUCCUCCUCGAGUUCUUGCAGAUCUAUGCAGCGGCCGAGGAUGGGGAUGGGCCGGUGCCGGCGCUGAGGAAGAGGGUGUCGUCGAGGAUGGCCCACCUGGUGGACUUCGCCGGGAGGAAGUCGGCCCAUGGGCUGAUCCUCCGGGACAUGGUGAUGCUGGAGAACCAGAUCCCGCUCUUCCUCCUCCGCCGGAUCCUCGAGCCGCAGUGCGCGUCGGCCGACGAGGCCGCCGCGCUGCUCGCCGCCAUGGUCACCGGAGUCAUGAAGGAGCUCUGCCCGUUCAAGAUGAUGGACACCUUCCCGGCGGCCGUCGACGUCUCCAAGCACGCCCAUCUCCUCGAGCUUCUCUACUACCUGCUCGUGCCCAAGCCGGCCGAGUCCACGCCGCACGAACACGAGCACGACGAAGGCUACGACAUCGAGGAGCAGUCGCCGGACGGGGAGGAGAAGAAGUCGCCGUCAUCCGGCUCCGGCGGUGGCAGCGGGGCCGAGCACGUGCAGCAGCUGUUCGCGGCGCUAUGGGCCAUGGCGUCGAAGCUGACGCGCGGCCCGCUACACUACAUCAUGAAGCCCAUCGCCUUCGCCGUCAAAGCCCCCUGGAAGAUGCUGGCCGUCGUCCCCGGCGUGUCGGGCGGCAUCAAGCACCCCGUCGAGUCCUUAUUCUCCACGCCGCCCCUAAUCGAGGAGAUCAUGGUGCCCUCGGUGACCGAGCUCAUCAACGCCGGCAUCCAGAUCGCGGCCACCACGGGCGACAUCGCCACGAUCACCUUCGACGCCAAAACAUCCACGCUGCAUCUCCCGGCGGUGACACUCGACGGCAGCACGGAGGUGACGAUCCGGAACCUGGUGGCGUACGAGUCGGCGGCGGCGACGGGGCCGCUGGUGCUGACACGGUACACGGAGCUGAUGAACGGCAUCAUCGACGCCGACGAGGACGUGUCCCUGCUGCGGGCGCGCGGGGUGGUGCUCAACCGGAUGAAGAGCGACGGGGAUGUCACCAGGCUCUGGAACGGCAUGAGCCGGUCCGUGAGGCUCACCAGGGUGGCCGCCAUUGACAAGGCCGUGGAGGAGAUGAACAAGUGCUAUGACGGGCGGUGGAGGGUGAAGGCGAAGCGGUUCAUGCGGCGGUACGUGUUCGGGUCCUGGCAGCUGCUCACGUUCCUCGCGGCCAUCUUGAUGCUGCUGCUCACCACGCUCCAGGCAUUCUGCUCCGUCUACACCUGCUCCAGGUGGUUCGGCGCCGUCACCGUCACAGCCGCCGCCGCGGAUUGAGUCGUAUGCUGCCUUGGUUGUUUCUUGAUCCGGCUACACGACAUGAUUUGCAUUGUUUGGUUUGGCUGCUCGCAAGUGUGUUUUUGGAUAGAGUGGUUGUACAUUUGAUGUUUUGUUUAUUUUGUGUGUGUGUGUGAGUGCUGGUCCAUGUAAGUGACACUUUAAUUAUAUAUACACUUGCAUAUGAGUGCCAUUGAUUUGACAACA
Molecule: messenger RNA, 2419 nt
Organism: Brachypodium distachyon (stiff brome)
Lineage: Eukaryota; Viridiplantae; Streptophyta; Magnoliopsida; Poales; Poaceae
Product: putative UPF0481 protein At3g02645
Exons: 1
Coding region: 467-2212 (581 amino acids)
Source: RefSeq, a predicted model, not a curated record